AUGCUAAAAAGGAAACAGAGCUCAAGGGUGGAAGCCCAGCCAGUUACAGAUUUUGGUCCCGAUGAAUCUUUGUCAGACAAUGCGGAUAUUCUGUGGAUUAACAAACCAUGGGUACACUCUUUACUACGAAUCUGUGCCAUCAUCAGUGUUAUUUCUGUUUGUAUGAACACUCCAAAGACCUUUGAGCAUUAUCCUCCUCUCCAAUAUGUGACAUUUGCUCUUGAUACUCUGCUGAUGUUCCUUUACACUGCAGAGAUGAUAGCAAAAAUGCAUAUCCGUGGGAUAGUUAAGGGUGAUAGCUCCUAUGUUAAGGAUCGCUGGUGUGUAUUUGAUGGAUUCAUGGUCUUUUGUCUUUGGGUGUCAUUGGUUUUACAGGUGUUUGAAAUUGCUGAAAUAGUUGACCAGAUGUCACCUUGGGGCAUGUUACGGAUUCCACGACCACUCAUUAUGAUUCGAGCAUUCCGGAUAUAUUUUCGUUUUGAGCUGCCGAGAACUAGGAUAACAAAUAUCUUGAAGCGUUCCGGAGAGCAAAUCUGGAGUGUUUCAAUUUUCCUUCUGUUCUUUCUCCUCCUAUAUGGGAUCCUGGGAGUGCAGAUGUUUGGAACUUUUACGUACCAUUGCGUGACAGACGACACACAGCCAGGAAAUGUAACCUGGAAUAAUUUAGCUAUCCCAGACACCCACUGUUCAAGAGAGCUAGAAGAAGGUUACCAGUGCCCACCUGGAUUUAAAUGCAUGGACCUUGAAGAUCUGGGACUAAGCAGGCAAGAGCUGGGCUACAGUGGCUUUAAUGAGAUAGGUACAAGCAUAUUUACUGUUUACGAAGCUGCUUCUCAGGAAGGCUGGGUGUUCCUUAUGUAUCGAGCAAUCGACAGCUUUCCCCGGUGGCGUUCAUAUUUCUAUUUCAUCACCUUAAUUUUCUUUCUGGCCUGGCUUGUUAAGAAUGUUUUCAUCGCAGUCAUCAUUGAAACGUUUGCGGAAAUUAGAGUGCAGUUCCAGCAGAUGUGGGGGUCCAGGAGCAGUACUACUUCAACUGCCACCACCCAGAUGUUCCAUGAAGAUGCUGCUGGAGGUUGGCAGCUUGUGGCUGUUGAUGUGAAUAAACCCCAGGGCAGAGCUCCUGCGUGUCUACAG
Messenger RNA from Mesitornis unicolor (brown roatelo), 1134 nucleotides. RefSeq names its product sodium leak channel non-selective protein-like. Gene Ontology annotation, molecular function: monoatomic cation channel activity. Gene Ontology annotation, cellular component: membrane. Lineage: Eukaryota; Metazoa; Chordata; Aves; Mesitornithiformes; Mesitornithidae. The transcript has 9 exons. The annotation marks the transcript as partial. The record is from RefSeq and is a predicted model, not a curated record. Gene Ontology annotation, biological process: monoatomic ion transport; transmembrane transport.